Messenger RNA from Amorphotheca resinae ATCC 22711, 1931 nucleotides. RefSeq lists its product as hypothetical. NCBI's taxonomy places the organism in Eukaryota, Fungi, Ascomycota, Leotiomycetes, Helotiales, Amorphothecaceae. The coding region runs from base 228 to 1919 and encodes 563 amino acids. The transcript has 2 exons. The record is from RefSeq and is a predicted model, not a curated record.
CACAUAGGUCUCGGAUAAGGGGAUAUGCGCGCUCCUUAUCUUUCUUUGCUCUUUGACUGUGCAUGAGUAGGUGAUUGAUUGUGACUUCUUUACUUCCAUUUACAUAGUAUCACCUCUCACUCGAGGGAAUACUCUUUCUUUCAUACAGCUCCUCCGUUCCCCCUCCUUCAACUACGAACCAUAUCAUACCACAGAGCAAAGCUUGAGGUCCCACUCUCAAAACAAGCAUGACAGUCACCACCGAUCUCCCCUCCUGGGAAGCCCGCGCCCUCGACAAGAAGUCACGCAUCCUAACCUCCGUACCACCGCAAUACAUCCACAGCGACCUCACCCACUCGACCACCGACCCAUCCCCCGUGCACUCGCUCGCCGCCCAAUACCUCACAUCAGAAGAAGUUCUCAUCACGAGCCUCGAUGCUCCGGCACUCCUAGAUCUUAUUGCUCAGGGCCGCUUCAGCAGCGUGCAGGUGCUGAACGCGUACACGCACCGCGCGGUCAUCGCGCACCAGCUGCUGAACUGCUGUCUGGAAUUCCCGUACGCGGCGGCGCUGGCGCGGGCCGAAGCCCUGGAUCGGGAGUUUGAGAGCAAUGGGAAGAGGACGACGGGCCCGCUGCAUGGGUUGCCGGUGUCGGUGAAGGAUCAGGUGAGGGUGGUGGGCACGGAGACGACGUGUGGGUUUGUGGGGAACCUGGGGAAGAAGGAUGAGGAGGAUAGCUUGUUGGUGAGCAUCUUGCAGGAGGCGGGCGCGGUGGUGUUUGUCAAGACGAGUUUGAGUAUUGGGUGUAUGUGGGGAGAGACUGUGAAUAAUAUCAUCGGAACUACGAGUAAUCCGUUCAAUCGCUCUUUCUCGUGUGGGGGAUCGAGUGGUGGGGAGGGCGCUCUGAUUGGUUUUUGUGGGAGUCCUAUGGGUAUAGGUUCUGAUAUAGGGGGGUCGAUUAGGAGCCCCUCAGCAUAUCAAGGCCUCUGGGGUCUGAGACCAUCAUCCGGCCGGAUCCCGUACAGCAAUAUACUAAACUCCAUGGAAGGACAAGAAACGGUUGCCUCGGUUGUCGGACCCAUGUCACGUUCACCAGCCUCGCUGGUCCUCUUCACCAAGACCGUCGCUGACGCCGAACCGUGGCUUUCAGAUCCCAAGUGCCAGCCAGUACCCUGGCGUGACGAGAUCUUCAGAUCCGUUACGUCGGGCAGGAAACUGAAAAUCGGAAUCAUGCAUUGGGAUGGAAUUAUAUUCCCACAGCCACCCAUUCGCUGGGGUAUGGAAAAACUGGAAGCAGUACUAAAAGCUGCAGGGCACGAAGUGAUCCCCUGGAGGAUUGACCAAAAGGCCGCUAUUUCGAUUCUAACCAGAGUCUUUGCGUCUGAUGCAAAUGGUGACAUCGAUCGAUCGCGUGCUGUUUCCGGCGAGCCUGCUCAGAACCUCCUAACCAACGCCUCUGCUGCGCCGCCUCUCACAUUACUUGAGUCUUGGUCCCUGGCAUGUGAGCGACUCGCCUUCCAAACGGAAAUUCUGAAGCAGUGGAAGAAGACGUCCAAAGUCGGAACUUCCGAGGAUGUGAUGGAUGUCUAUCUCACGCCUGUCAAUCCGGCCGUUGCUCCGCGACAUGGUCACUAUGCCAAAGCACGAUAUUUAGGAUACACGGGUACUGUAAACGUGCUAGACUUCUCGUCAUGUACGGUGCCGGUGGGCUUUGUUGAUCCCGAGCUGCACAAAGCUGAUCUGGGAGAGGAACUGGAUGCCGCAGGGAAAGAGAUUCCGAAGGUGACGGGCGAUCUAGAUAGACACAUCAGAAGCAUUUAUGAACCCGACGUGUAUAAAGGAUUGCCUAUAACAAUGCAGGUUGUUGGUCGGCGGAUGGAGGAGGAAAAAGUGCUUGGUGUGGCGACCUUGCUUAAGGAGUUAUUGAAAAAAUCAAGCUAGACUGAAGAAGCC